AUGGAGUCUCAGGUUUAUGCAGAUGGACCUUCGGAGGAUGCCACUGUCUCUACGGAUGAGGAAAACGUCCAGAACAAAAAUCACAUCUUGUCGCAGCAGGUAGAUUCUCCAGAGGUUCACAUUGGGUUCCUUAGUCUUUAUCGAUAUGCAACGAUAUCCGACAAACUACUGCUUCUGCUUAGCGUGGCAUGCUGUGUGAUUGCUGGGGCUGCGGUCCCAGGAAUGACUAUUGUUCUCGGUGGUCUAACGGAGAAAAUAAGAGACUUUGUUGUCGGUGGUGUCUCAGUACAGGAAUUCAAAGAUGAUAUAUCUCGCUACUCUCUUUACUUCGUAUACGUUGGCAUUGGAGAAUUCGUCACCGUAUUAAUCGGCACAGCGGGCUUCGUUUACGUCGGCGAACGUGUCACUGGCAAGACUCGCGAACGGUAUAUGCAAGCCAUAUUACGCCAGAAUAUAGGAUUUUUUGACAAGCUUGGCCCAGGGGAAAUCGCUAAUCGAAUCACCGUCGAUACUCAUCUAAUGCAAACAGCUGUAUCUGAAAAGGUUGGCACUGCAUUAACUUCAGUUGGAACAUUUAUCACCGCACUGGUGAUCUCUUUAGGAUAUUCUUGGCGAUUAGCCCUGAUCUCAUUUUCGUCGGUGGUUGCCAUAGUGCUGCUGAUGGGAACUGUCAGUCGGUUCAUUGUCAUAUUCAACCAGCGAGCGCAGAAGGAAUUCGACCUUGCCGUUAGUUUGGCAGAAGAGGCAAUAGGCUACAUCAGAAUAGUCUCAUCACUGAAUGCUCGAGACCAGCUGAGCGACCGGUUCGAAAAUUAUCUUGAACAGUCAGAGAAAUGGGGACGCAAAGUCAAGACUCUCCUCGGAGUUUCGAUUGGUGGAUUGAUCUGCAUUGUAAUGCUGAAUAUUGGACUUGAUUGCUGGGAAGGAUCGCGAUUGUUGGUGGACUCGAAGAUUACACAAGGUGAUAUUUUGACAAUCACAUUGUCAAUCGUUAUCGGAGCGUUCUCUCUGGGCUAUGUAGCGCCCAACAUACAGCAUAUCGCCGCUGGGAUUGCGGCGGCUGCGAAAAUCUUCGGGACCAUCGAUCGCGAAUCGCCAAUUGAUCCACUCAAAGAGGGAGGAAAUGUUUUGGAGUCCUUAUCUGGCCAGAUUGACUUCAAUAAUAUCACGCAUAUCUACCCCUCUCGACCGGACACUGUGGCGUUGAAGAGUGUGUCAUUGAAUAUCCGAGCAGGCCAAACGAUUGCGCUCGUUGGACGAUCAGGAUCAGGAAAAAGUACGUUUAUUAACAUUCUUCAACGCUUCUAUACACCUGUAGUCGGCAGCAUAAGUGUGGAUGGCCAUGACAUAGCCAAACUGGACCUGUCAUGGUUAAGACAGCAGAUGUCCCUUGUUGGUCAACAGCCAACCCUUUUCAGCACAACAAUAUUUGAAAAUAUUGCGCAUGGUCUGAUUGGAACUAUCAAUGAAAAUGCAUCUCGGGAGACCAAAGAGCAGCUGGUAAUAGAGGCAGCCAAGAUUGCCAAUGCCCACUCUUUCAUCCAGGCACUACCAGAUGGAUACGACACAUGGGUAGGAGAAAGGGGAUCUCAGCUCUCCGGAGGCCAAAAGCAACGCAUUUCAAUUGCUCGUGCUGUGAUCAGAAAUCCGAAAAUCCUCCUUCUGGAUGAGGCUACGUCAGCUUUAGAUAGUAACUCCGAGCAUCUAGUCCAGGAGGCGCUCGAUAGAGCUGCAGAGGGUCGUACGACUAUCAUGGUCGCGCAUAGGUUAUCCACUGUUCGAGGAGCAGAUCGAAUCGUUGUACUUGAUCAAGGACAGAUUGUCGAGGAGGGAACUCAUGAGGAACUUGUUGAGAAGCAAGGAGCUUACUUUCGUCUGUUUGAAGCGCAGCGAAUCCGACAAGAUAUCGCAGAUGAUCAACAUGCCCUCACAUCCCCUGGAUCAUUCACUACUGACGAUGUAUCGGUAUCUCGAUUUGGUGUUGGAAGCGUUUCGGACGUUCAUUUAUUGUCUCUCAACCUCAACGAAAAGGGCGUCAAGACAACUGUGGAGCAAGCUGUCCAUGAUCCUCCAAGUCUCGGGUCCCUUGUCCGAAUGGUAGCGAUGCUUAAUCGUCCGGAGGCAAAGAUACUGGCGCUAGGAUUGUGCUGCAGCGUCCUCGCUGGCGGAGGAACUCCAACUCAUGUAGUAUUCCUCGCGAAAAAUGUCGAGGCCCUCGCAAAGCCACCGGCCCUCUACUCCGAGCUACGCAGCGAUGUCAACUUUUGGUCAGUCCUUUACUUGGCACUCGGCCUAGGACUUUUGCUUAUCCAAGGCACACAAGGAUUUGCGCUGGGUUUCUGUUCCGAACGGCUUCUCCGACGUGCUCGAUCGACAGCCUUUCAGUCCAUUCUGAAGCAGAAGAUGACAUUCUUCGAUCAGAAAGACAAUUCAACUGGAUCACUUGUUUCAUUCUUGUCGAUGCAAACAGUCAACCUAGUAGGUUUAAGUGGAUCAACCCUUGGUACAAUCCUGACUGGCGCAACGACAAUGAUCGCAGCCAUCUGCGUUUCUAUUGCUUUUGGUUGGAAGCUGGGUCUCGUAUGUGUGGCAAUGGCUCCCGUCCUCAUUGCUUGUGGUUUCCUUCGAUUUUACCUGCUGGCUCGGUAUGAGUCGCAAUCCAAACUCCUCUACGAAAGAUCAGCCGGCUACGCCUGUGAGGCAGUUACGGAUGUACGUACGGUAGCGGCGUUGACUCGAGAACGGGAGAUUUGCGCCGAGUACUACCAACAAGUUCAAGGCAUCAUCGCAAAAAAUCUGCCGUCCGUUGCCACAACUAGUAUCCUAUACGCCUGCUCACAAUCUCUUUUCUUUGGUUGCACGGCUUUGAGCUUCUGGUAUGGCGGAAACUUGAUAGCAGACGGCAAGUACACUCUAUUCGAAUUAUUUGUUUGUUUUAUUGAGAUUAUGUUCGCGACUCAAUCUGUUGGGACGAUAUUUUCCUUCGCUCCAGACAUGGCACGCGCCAAAGAAGCAGCUGUCAAUUUGAAGAAUAUUUACGAGCAAGAACCUGAAGCCUCCGAAGGAAAUCCACUCGACUUGGACAAACUUCAGGGUAAAAUCGUCUUUGAAAAUGUGUCUUUUCGGUAUCCUACUCGUCCAACAAAAUAUUCUCUACGGGACGUGAAGAUUAGCAUUGAACCAGGCCAGCACGUCGCGCUCGUAGGAUCCAGUGGAUCGGGGAAAAGUACCAUCAUUGCUCUCCUUGAACGAUUUUACGAGGCAGAGCAAGGCUUGAUUACGCUUGACGGAAAGGAUAUAAGGGACUGCAGCACAUCACAAUACCGUAGCGCUUUCGGUCUAGUUAGCCAGGAGCCUACAAUGCUUCGUGGUACUAUUCGUGAGAAUAUACUCCUAGGUCUGGAUCAAGAGAUUCCGGAAGAAAGCAUUGUGACAGCAUGCAAGGAUGCAAAUAUCUAUGAGUUUAUUCAGUCUCUACCAGACGGAAUGGCUACGACGGUUGGCACCAAGGGCGUUCUGCUCUCAGGUGGACAAAAGCAACGAAUUGCUAUCGCUCGAAUCCUCAUUCGUGAUCCUAAAAUACUCCUCCUCGACGAGGCUACCUCUGCCCUGGACUCUGAGUCGGCAACUGUGGUACAACAGGCUCUUGAGAAGUUGCGGCAAGGUCGAACCUGUAUCAGCGUCGCUCAUCAGCUGAGCGCUAUUCAGGACGCAGAUCAAAUUUACGUUUUACACGACGGUACGGUUGUGGAAAGAGGAACGCAUGAGGAGCUGAUUCGUAGGCCAGGGAUCUAUAACGAACUGGCCAGAUUGCAGGCUUUGGAUGGAUAA
Messenger RNA from Talaromyces marneffei, 3831 nucleotides. RefSeq lists its product as uncharacterized. NCBI's taxonomy places the organism in Eukaryota, Fungi, Ascomycota, Eurotiomycetes, Eurotiales, Trichocomaceae. The record is from RefSeq and is a predicted model, not a curated record. Gene Ontology annotation, cellular component: membrane. Gene Ontology annotation, biological process: transmembrane transport. Gene Ontology annotation, molecular function: ABC-type transporter activity; ATP hydrolysis activity; ATP binding. The transcript has 3 exons. The coding region runs from base 1 to 3831 and encodes 1276 amino acids.